CUCUCUCUCUCUCUCUCUCACUCACACACACUUAUUGUUCUUCUCCUUCCUUUAAUGGCUUCUGUCACACACCCAAUACCCAGCAGCAGAACCAACAAUAAUCACAUCACAUUCUCGCAAACAAAGUCUCUCCCCUUUGGGCAGGUUUCACUUCCCAUGAAAAAGAAACAUGACUUGUCUCCCCUUAGCCACUCAAUUGCUGCUACGAGUUCCAUACUAGGAAUCACCAGCACCUCCAAUUCCAGCCAUGCACACACUAGUACUCUUUCCAAAACAAUAACUACAAAGCCCACACACACUAGUACUCUUUCCAAUUUCUGGAGAGAGGUUCAAGGGUGCAACAACUGGGAAAACCUUUUGGAGCCUUUGCACCCUCUUCUCCGCCAAGAGAUCAUUCGCUAUGGCGAGUUUGUAACCGCCUCAUACAAGGCCUUUGAUCUCGACCCCAACUCCAAACGAUACUUGAACUGCAAGUACGGGAAGAAGAGGAUGCUGAGUGAGGUGGGAAUGUCAAACUCUGGCUACAACAUCACUAAGUACAUCUAUGCCACACCUGACAUAAACAUAAACCUCCCCAACAUCACUAACUCUUCUUCUUCUGGUCGGUGGAUUGGUUACGUGGCUGUGUCAUCAGAUGAAGCUGUCAAGAGACUUGGCAGGAGAGACAUAUUGGUAACUUUCCGCGGAACAGUUACCAAUCAAGAAUGGAUUUCGAACCUGAUGAGUUCAUUGACACCGGCCAUGCUUGAUCCCUAUAAUCCACAACCUCAAGUGAAGGUGGAGUCAGGGUUUCUCUCUCUUUACACCUCAGAUGAAAGCUCAGCUUCCAAGUUUGGACUCGAGAGUUGCAGGGAACAGCUUCUCUCUGAGGUGUCAAGGUUGAUGAACAGGUACAAAGGGGAGAACGACAACCUUAGCAUAUCUUUGGCUGGUCACAGCAUGGGAAGUGCUUUGGCCAUCUUGCUUGCCUAUGACAUAGCCGAGCUUGGAUUGAACAAAAAGAGUGGCAGCACUGAGGUGCCCGUUACUGUGUUCUCAUUUGGGGGACCAAGAGUUGGUAACUCCGAAUUCAAGCACCGCUGUGAGGAGUUGGGUGUCAAAGUGCUACGAAUAGCGAAUGUUAAUGACCCCAUCACGAAACUACCCGGCGUUGUGUUCAACGAGAAUUUUAGGGUUUUGUUGGGUGGUAGGUACGAGUUCCCUUGGAGUUGCUCGUGUUAUGCUCAUGUGGGGGUUGAACUAAUGCUUGAUUUCUUCAACGUGCAAAACCCUUCUUGCGUUCAUGACUUGGAUACCUAUAUUUCCCUUCUCAGGCGUCCAAAUAAGCGCAAAAGGGAUGGAGAUGGAGUAAAUUCUUUGUUGGAGAAAGCAACAGAGUUGCUCUUCAACUCGCAAACCAUGAAAACUUUGCCCGGAUUCUUAACUGCAUACAACUACCAUGAUUUGCUGAAUUCAGUCUCAAGGGACAUAUUGUGUUCUUGGAGCGAUGAAUUGCUUUUUGGCUUGGUUUUUUUGUUGUUGUAAGUAGUAUCUUGUAAUUAAGUAAUGAAAUUAAAGUAGAUAACUGAUUAAUAUAUAGUUUUACAAGUAGAAAGGAAUUAGCUAUAGCUAGAAAUUGUAAAAUGAAGAGUGCAGACUGCUGAGGUCUAUAUAUGUAUGUAAAUCCUUGUAAAUU
Molecule: messenger RNA, 1675 nt
Organism: Glycine soja
Lineage: Eukaryota; Viridiplantae; Streptophyta; Magnoliopsida; Fabales; Fabaceae
Product: galactolipase DONGLE, chloroplastic-like
Exons: 1
Coding region: 55-1524 (489 amino acids)
Biological process (GO): jasmonic acid biosynthetic process
Cellular component (GO): chloroplast
Molecular function (GO): glycerophospholipid phospholipase A1 activity
Source: RefSeq, a predicted model, not a curated record